Messenger RNA from Lineus longissimus, 1899 nucleotides. RefSeq names its product alpha-N-acetylgalactosaminidase-like. Bases 130 to 1431 code for a protein of 433 amino acids. The transcript has 7 exons. The record is from RefSeq and is a predicted model, not a curated record. Lineage: Eukaryota; Metazoa; Nemertea; Pilidiophora; Heteronemertea; Lineidae. Gene Ontology annotation, molecular function: alpha-galactosidase activity. Gene Ontology annotation, biological process: glycoside catabolic process; oligosaccharide metabolic process. Gene Ontology annotation, cellular component: cytoplasm.
UUCACGUGAGUCACAUGACAGGGCAAAUGGCCGGGGCAGAAUUAGCAGAAAUUUUUUAAAGUUUCUUCACUUUUCAUCGAUUUUCUCCCGAUUCCUACCAAGAGCACUAAUAAUACGGAUAUAUUAAGGAUGUCUCGGGUCCUGUCGAUCAUUGCUGCUCUCAUCUGCCUUCAUGUGCAGGUCUCAUUCUCAUUGGACAAUGGGUUAGCACUGACUCCGCCCAUGGGAUGGCUAACCUGGGAGAGGUUCAGGUGCAACACAGAUUGUAAGAACGACCCUAACAACUGCAUCAGUGAACGCCUCAUCAAGGAGAUGGCUCUGCACAUGAAGAACAAUGGCUACUUGGCUGCGGGCUAUGAAUACAUUACCAUUGAUGAUUGUUGGCCAGCAUUGGAGAGAGAUCCAAAGACGGCUAAACUGGUACCCGACCCAGAGAGAUUUCCAAAUGGCAUGAAGCAUUUGGCUGAUUAUGUUCAUAGCUUAGGCAUGAAGUUUGGAAUCUAUGAAGACUUUGGGACCAAGACAUGUGGAGGCUACCCAGGCAGCGAGUUCUACAUGCAGUUGGAUGCCAACACAUUUGCUGAAUGGGGUGUUGAUUUGCUCAAAUUCGAUGGAUGUUACUCCGACCCAAAGCAGAUGGAUGAAGGCUAUGCUGUCAUGCAGUUCUUUCUCAAUCAGACUGGGAGGCCUAUGGUCUAUUCUUGCGAAUGGCCACUGUAUCAGCAGGGCUCCGGCAUGAAGCCGGAUUACAAAUCCAUUGCCAAAUACUGCAACAUGUGGAGGAACUAUGGUGACAUCCAGGAUUCCUGGGAUAGCAUCGAGUCCAUUAUAGAAUAUUAUGGCAAAAAUCCAGCUAAUUUUAGCAGCUAUGCUGGUCCUGGGCACUUCAAUGAUCCAGAUAUGUUGAUUGUGGGAGACUAUGGCCUCAGUCUGACCCAGCAGCAGUCACAGAUGGCCAUGUGGGCGAUGAUGGCUGCUCCAUUGGUGAUGUCUGUCGAUCUUCGUGCAAUACCAGCUGAAUCUGUAGCAAUACUGCAAAAUAAACGGGUGAUUGCAGUCAAUCAGGACAAGCUCGGGGUACAGGGGACAAGAAUACAAGUGUCUGGCAACAUUCAGCUCUGGCGUAAACCAAUCCAGCCAACGGGCAGUUUUGCUUUCGUGAUUCUAAACAAGGGUACAGACGGUGUCCCUCACCUCGCAUCCUACAAAGUUGGGACUCUAGUAGGGAACACCCUGUAUAAAUACAACAUCACAGAGACAUUCAGCGGGAAAAAGCUUGGAACAUUCACGACAAGUGAUUCCUUUCAGGCCUACGUUUACCCGACAGGGUCGUACAUGUUCACCAUGGAGCCUGUUGCAAAGAAACCAGCAGGAAAGGACGACACUUUGCGAUUUCAGCCUUUGAGAUCUAUUGUGAAGGGGAGAGAUUAGGACUCUCAAGGUGCCAAAUGAAGAAAAGUACCGAUGCUACUGAGGCCAUUCACUUUCCCAUUACUCAACGUUUCAAGACAGAAAACUGUGUUGUGCUUUCUGCAUGUCAUCUGAUCAUAGUCUCAAUUGCCAGAUUGUAUGACAGGUUUAUACUAGGCUCCUCUUACUGUUGAAAUCUUGGGACAGCUAUUGGAUUCUCGGGUGGAUGUUCAAUAAUGAGAUUGACACGUGGUCUUCAGAGUGUUAAUAUGAAGAUGUUUGGUGCUAGAAAUGUGCCUUUUAAAAUUGCUAAAUUUCGUGGAGGAGUGUUUUAAGUUGAGGACUGGUAUAAUAAUAACUUGAUAGAAUAGAACUUAUCACAUUCCAAUGAUUUCUGGUGAUAUUUGUUUUGUAUACAUGUAAAAUGCUAUUUCUAUUUUCCAUUGGCACAAAUAAGUACUUAAUAAUAAAAGAGGAUCUUCUAAUUCA